This is a messenger RNA of Triticum turgidum subsp. durum (durum wheat), 1059 nucleotides long. Lineage: Eukaryota; Viridiplantae; Streptophyta; Magnoliopsida; Poales; Poaceae. The record is from the annotation of a GenBank genome assembly.
AUGUACUCGUGGGAGAUGCUGUCGUUCAACAUCCACGACGGGUUCCUGGAGGCGAUCGUACGGGGGAACCGCUCGGGCCUCCUCACCCAAGCCGAUUACAACAACCUCUGCCAGUGCGAGACCCUCGACGACAUCAAGAUGCACCUCUCCGCCACCGAGUACGGUCCAUACCUCCAGAACGAACCUUCCCCCUUGCACACAACAACAAUUGUGGAGAAGUGCACUCUUAAGCUGGUUGAUGAAUACAAACACAUGUUGUGCCAGGCGAAUGAACCUCUAUCUACAUUCCUACAGUACAUAACAUAUGGACACAUGAUCGAUAAUGUUGUCCUUAUUGUUACUGGGACAUUGCAUGAAAGAGAUGUUAACGAACUGUUGGAGAAAUGCCAUCCAUUGGGCAUGUUUGACAGCAUUGCAUCACUUGCGGUUGCUCAAAAUAUGCGUGAGCUUUACAGGCUGGUUCUAGUUGAUACACCCUUAGCACCGUACUUCUCAGAGUGCAUUACAUCUGAGGAUCUGGAUGACAUGAAUAUUGAGAUCAUGAGGAACACACUCUACAAAGCGUAUCUUGAGGAUUUUUACAAAUUUUGUGCGCAGAAACUAGGUGGUGCGACGGCUGAGAUUAUGUGUAAUCUCCUUUCAUUUGAAGCUGACAGAAGAGCUGUAAACAUUACCAUAAACAGUAUUGGUACUGAGCUGACUAGAGAUGACCGCCGGAAGCUGUACUCCAACUUUGGUCUAUUGUUUCCGUAUGGUCAUGAAGAGUUGGCUGUCUGUGAAGAUGUUGACCAGGUGCGUGGUGUAAUGGAAAAGUACCCCCCAUACCAGUCUAUUUUUGCCAAGAUAUCAUAUGGCGAAAGCCAGAUGUUGGACAAGGCCUUUUAUGAGGAGGAAGUAAAGAGGCUGUGCCAGUCAUUUGAACAGCAGUUCCACUACGCUGUUUUCUUCGCAUACAUGAGGCUACGAGAGCAGGAGAUAAGGAACUUGAUGUGGAUCUCGGAAUGCGUUGCCCAGAACCAGAAGAACAGGGUCCACGACAGCGUUGUGCCGAUCUUUUAA